ACUUUCAAAGGUCUUACGCCGAUUCUCACACUCUGAAUGAAUCUUGGAGUGAAGAUGAUGCAGAAGAAGAUGGCUGUUCUCUACCAUUACCCUUGCCACGACGGCGUUUUCGCAGCUUUAGCAGCUCAUCUCUACUUCUCAGCAAACUCAAUCCCUUCACUGUUCUUCCCCAACACAGUCUACUCUCCGAUCACAAUCAGCCAACUUCCACUUGAAGAAAUCAGCCAUCUCUAUCUCCUCGAUUUCACUGGACCUCCUGGUUUCGUUCAAGAACUCUCUCCUCAAGUCGACAAUGUCGUGAUCCUCGAUCACCAUAAAACCGCUAUCGAGACCUUAGGUGAUGAUGAUGUCUCUUCCACUUGCAAGAACGUUACUAGUGUUUUGGAUAUAGAUAGAAGCGGUGCCACCAUUGCGUUCGACUAUUUUACUCAGAAGCUGACUGAUGAAUGCAAGGAGAUGAAUGAUUUCAAGAGGAUGAGACGUGUCUUCGAGUAUAUAGAAGACGCUGAUAUAUGGAAGUGGGAGUUACCAGAGAGCAAAGCAUUCAACAGUGGGAUCUUGGACUUGAAGAUUGAGUACGACUUUAAUCUAAACCAGUCGUUGUUUCAGCAGCUACUCUCGUUGGAUCAUGAAACUGUGAUUAACAGAGGAAAACAGAGUUUGUCUAAGAAACGUAAACUGAUUCACGAGGCGUUGGAGCAGUCUUAUGAGAUUGUUCUUGGAGGAGGUUGUGAUGAAGAGUUUGGACGGUGUUUAGCUGUGAAUGCAGAUGAUGAGGUUGCGGAGCUUAGAAGCGAAUUAGGGAAUCAGUUGGCUGAGAAGAGUAAGAAUCUGAAAUUUCGAGGUAUUGGAGCUGUUGUUUACAGAGUUGCUGAGCUUGGAGAUGAGAAGAAACUGAAAAUUAGUCUGAGGAGUGUUGUAGAAGAAGACACAACUCCGGUUUCUCA
Messenger RNA from Camelina sativa (false flax), 947 nucleotides. RefSeq lists its product as uncharacterized. The record is from RefSeq and is a predicted model, not a curated record. Lineage: Eukaryota; Viridiplantae; Streptophyta; Magnoliopsida; Brassicales; Brassicaceae.